UUUUUGUGAAACUAUCAGGUGGGUGUCAGUGAACUGAGAGGCCAACGUCAACUUUAACACCCAGUCUAUUUGGGGUGAAUUGUCCUCAUCGUGUCCAUGGAAACAGACUGCGUCCUACGCUAGCUAGGAACAAGUAUUUGAUAGUCGGUAGAGAGAGCAUUGCUGCCAAAAGGUUUUCAAACAAUAAAUUGACAAUAAGCAGAGGCACAUAAACAUAAUAAUUAUUAAAAUUUUAAAAUUCAAACAAAUCAUAUAUCAACCAAUAUAGAAAAUAGUUGGAAUUCCAUUCAAGAUAUUGGCUGCUUCCUUAUUCCCGAAGUAGCUGAUUAGUGUUCGUAUUAAUCAUGUCUAAGGUGCAAGAUGAAAAGGAGGCCAUAACCAAUGAAACGAAAUCAGUGGAUACGAUUGUUUAUCCUGAAAUCGAACCCGGAAUUAUAAGUAAACAAAUGAUAGAGAACGCCUACCUGGAUGAAGGAUAUAAAGGCGAAGAGGACCGACUUCAUCGCAUUGAACCGGUGGUUUAUGAACGUAUAACCUCACUCCGACUGGAUUUUAAAAAUAUUUUGAGAAUUGAUCAUCUGUGGAUAUUGCCAAACCUUACGAAACUGGCUCUUAAUUGCAAUAAAAUAGAGACAAUAGAACACUUGGACACUCUGGUUAAUCUGAAAGAACUCGAUUUGAGUUUUAAUUUCAUUGAAAGAAUUGAAAACUUAGACAAGUUGGUGAAUUUGGAGGUGCUCUCGCUUUUCAGCAACCUAAUCGUGAAGAUUGAAAAUUUGGAUGCGCUGCAGAAAAUAAUUAUCCUUAGUAUUGGAAACAACCUGAUAAAUUCAAUUGAAGGAAUAGAACGUUUUCGCUUUCUCCCGAAUUUAAAAAUUCUUAACUUGGAAGGAAAUCCUGUUGGAAACGAAGCUGAUUUCUCUCUUUCUGAUUAUGUUGCUGCCAUUUUACCGAAAUUAAAAUAUUACGAAUAUGUGGCCAUAAAUGAGGAUCAACGCAAGAAGGCCCGUUCACGUUUUAGUCGCGAACUUCGUGAAAUAGAAACAAACGAAGAGAUGGAGCUUCAAGUCCGUUCCCAAAAACUGAAGGAAGAGCAAGAUGCCGAGCAAUUGUCUUUAAGUUUUGUUGAACAUCUGAACGAACACCAAUUAUUCGAGUCAUUGUGGAUUGACGAUGAAGAUGGGCGCAUUUUGAUGCUGGUGGGCGAGGCGGCAAAUAACCUGGCGGAAGAAUACGACAACGAUAUUUUCGAACUAACGCAAGAAAUAUAUAAGUUGGGGCUGAAAAAAUACGAGGAAAGACAACGAGAAAUUGAACUAUUUCAGCGCAGUAUCAGCCAAGGGCAUCUACAAGUGCAGCAGACUGGUCACAAAAUUCUGGAAGACUUCAUGAUACAAAAAAAUAUGUUGUUCGAUGAGGCCAUUGCAUGUCACAAAUAUCUCGAAAAAAGUUCUAUACAAGUUGAUACCAUAGACGAUAAAGAAGCCGCUCAGUAUGUUGACAAGUUAGAAAAUAUAAGCAUGCAGUUUGAUGAUAUGGUUAACAGCGUCUGGCAGCAGUUAAUGAGUCAAGAAUUGCAUUUACACGAAGCCACCGAGAACACCACCAUCAAUUUUGAACGCAAAAUGCAAGAAAUGAUAGAGAAAUUUAUGGAACAAGUUCGGACUUUCUUUAGCCAAUUGCGCGAUAUAGCUGUCCAGUUCUCAGAGAAUUUAUAUGAAAUCGUUUCUCGUUUUAUAGCCAACAAAUUGGCCAUGCAGGACUUUGAUGGUGUGCCCGAACCCCUGCGUAUAUGCAUGGAAGACCGAAAAGCCAUAAGCAACCUUGUUUAUGGGAUGAAAGACGUUCACACGCAGCGAAUCGAUAAACGAAAAGAUCGGUUAAUACAAAGAAGCAAGCAGUUCAUUGAUGAUAUGAUCAGCAAAUUAAAAAAGAACGAAUUGGAAAGAAAUCGUACCAAAGUUUUGGAAAUCAACGCCUUUUUGGAUCUAAUUACUGAAAGUUGGCAUAAUCUGCAGCAGGAGGUUCAUGACAAACUAUUGAAUAUUGACAAUUAAAUAAAUUUUCGAAAAACUACAAUAAAUGCUGAAGUUUUGUAUAUUUUUAACAUUUGUAUCCCUUUGAAA
Messenger RNA from Stomoxys calcitrans (stable fly), 2126 nucleotides. It is a transcript of the gene TbCMF46, whose product is annotated as dynein regulatory complex subunit 3. The transcript has 7 exons. The coding region runs from base 345 to 2057 and encodes 570 amino acids. Lineage: Eukaryota; Metazoa; Arthropoda; Insecta; Diptera; Muscidae. The record is from RefSeq and is a predicted model, not a curated record. Gene Ontology annotation, molecular function: protein binding.